UAUGCAAUAAAAGUGCAAGUAGCUUGUGAUUUUCGUCAUCGAAUAGUUACAUGUUUCUGAAUGUUACCAUGGAAGUAUACAUGAUAUUACAGUUCUUCGGGAAUCAGGGCUGUUAGAACAUGUUGAAGAAUCCGUAUAAAUUAUUGGUGACAAGGCGUAUAUUGGUGACGAAUAUGUAGUCACUCCAAGAAAGAAACUUCGUGGACGUGAAUUAACACAAGAAGAUAAAGAUUUCAAUCGUGAUAUUAAUAGUGCGAGAGCAGCGAUUGAAAAUAUUAAUCAACGUCUCAAAGCUUAUGCUAUUCUUGGUGGUGUUUACAGAGGACGUGUCGAUGAUUUUCAUAAAAUAACUAAAAUCAUACAAGUAGUUGCUGCUUUAUGCAAUUUGAACUUAAAUAAACAUCCUAUUCGUAGAUAA
Rotaria sp. Silwood1 is the source of this 418-nucleotide messenger RNA. Lineage: Eukaryota; Metazoa; Rotifera; Eurotatoria; Philodinida; Philodinidae. The record is from the annotation of a GenBank genome assembly.